Molecule: messenger RNA, 805 nt
Organism: Pelecanus crispus (Dalmatian pelican)
Lineage: Eukaryota; Metazoa; Chordata; Aves; Pelecaniformes; Pelecanidae
Gene: AQP11
Product: aquaporin 11
Biological process (GO): transmembrane transport
Cellular component (GO): cytoplasm; membrane
Molecular function (GO): channel activity
Source: RefSeq, a predicted model, not a curated record
AUGGCCACGGUGGGCCUGUGCAGGAGACUGACCCGCCGCCGGCUGCGCUCCCGCCAGCGCCUUUGCGCUUUUCUGCUGGAGAUGUUUAGCACCUUCCAGAUUUGCGCCUGCACUAACGAGCUCUGCCUGCUCGGCAACGUGGAGCCGAAGCCGCACACCGCCCUCACCCUCACCUACGGCUUCUCCGUCCUGCACGGCUUGACCCUGACCGGCAGCACCUGCAACCCCUGUGGCACCUUGCAGCCCAUGUGGGGCGGUGGGAUGCCGGUCAAGAUGGGUGGACUCAAGAUCGCCGCUCAGUUCGUGGCUGCAGUGCUCGCCAGAAUGUUUAUGCGCUUUAUCUGGAGCCUGGAGAUGGCAGAGCCACAUUUUGGAGCACUCUCACAGAGCUGCAGCAACCCCAUGCAGACCACAGAGACGCAGGCGUUCUGCAUAGAACUGCUCUUUUCUGUCGUUUUCCAGCUGACCAUCCUGCGAGUGGAAAGUGUUAAUCCCAAAUACAGAGUCCAUUUGAUUGCUCUUCUCAUCACCAUGCUCGUGUAUGCAGGUGGAAAUCUGACAGGAGCAAUAUUUAACCCCGCACUGGCUUUUUCAUUACAUGCAAAUUGUUUCUAUGACAAAUUUUUGAGUUACUCACUAGUGUAUUGGAUAGCACCGUCCUUAGGUACAAUAGUUGUGGCUUUUAUAUGGGAUGAAAUCCUUCCUCGGAUAUCCUGAGUCAUCAAAUUCUGAAAUCUAGGAGUACUACAUUAAAAAAAAUACUUUCAACACCUGCAGAUAUGAAGCUUUCAGAAAACUGUUGACA